AGAUGCAUACAAUUAAUUUGCUUGUCAAAAUUUCCAGUGCAAUGAACAUUUAUCGGUGUGAAUAAGCAAUGUCACGUGAAGUUGGACAUCAUCACAAAAAAGCAGAGUCAAAACAAAUAAAUCCUCAGACACAGUACCAGAGACGUGUCGUGAUAUCUAAAUCUCCUUAUAAAAUCUACGAUUUACCAACAAGGUCGCAUUUUUCUAUAUGCUUGGAUAACAUUAAACGAGAAAAUCAAUCGACCACACAUAACAAACAACAUGAAGUCAAGAAAUCUACUGAAAUUCAACAUCAACCAGGUCCUAGCGGAAAAACCGCAUUAAUACGUGAUGAUAGUUCAACGCGGCUUACACGCAUGAGGGUGCUUAAUUUUCGAGAUGCGUACAGCGAAUACAUGAGAAGGCAAUCGAUAACUCCCAGAAGAAUUAGAAUAGUUAAAAUUUACGCUCCACUGAAAUGGGAAGAAGUUCUGGAGGAAUCAAUCAAGAAGUUUGUUCCUAUUUAUAAAUUGAACAAUUCCUGGCAACAAUCUAGGCUACAUUGGUUAGAGCAAUUGGAGCAGGAGAACGAAAAAUUACCAUAUAAAUCUCAAUCGGAUGAGGUUGUGUCUUCAACGCCAUGUUGUUAUUUUUUUCUUUGUCCCAUAUGGACACAAAAGCGAAAAUUGUAAAAUGAAAAAAAAAAGAUAAAAGGUUUUUACCUUUCGGAGAUUUUGCAUCUUCCCCGGUGUAGAAUGGUCCUUGUCGUGAGACGAUCUCUUGGACGAUGAUCCCGAACGAGUAAACGUCUCCUCGUGGAGUACCAGCAGGAUCGAGGGUGGAGUUACGCAAAAGUUCCGGUGCCGUCCAAAGUAAUUCUACAACGGAAAAAUAUUUGUAUUGUACUGAAUGAAGAUAUUUCUGUUUGA
Wyeomyia smithii (pitcher-plant mosquito) is the source of this 908-nucleotide messenger RNA. RefSeq lists its product as uncharacterized. The record is from RefSeq and is a predicted model, not a curated record. The transcript has 2 exons. Bases 69 to 671 code for a protein of 200 amino acids. Lineage: Eukaryota; Metazoa; Arthropoda; Insecta; Diptera; Culicidae.